This is a messenger RNA of Conger conger (European conger), 1556 nucleotides long. Its product is annotated as thioredoxin, mitochondrial-like. Gene Ontology annotation, biological process: cell redox homeostasis. The record is from RefSeq and is a predicted model, not a curated record. Gene Ontology annotation, molecular function: protein-disulfide reductase activity. Lineage: Eukaryota; Metazoa; Chordata; Actinopteri; Anguilliformes; Congridae. Gene Ontology annotation, cellular component: mitochondrion. Bases 200 to 655 code for a protein of 151 amino acids. The transcript is spliced from 4 exons.
UUAUAUGGGGGCAGCUGGCGCGAUAUAGACGGAGAAGAAGCAGGCAAAGUCAAACGGAGGUUAUCGGGGGGGAAGCUAGCUAACCCGCUAAAAUACCCAACGUAGCCAACACAACAGGUCACCCGUAAGCACUGUGACAUCGACAGCGAUCUAAUUUAACUCGCUGCCGUGUCUGGUACUCACAAAUCAAUACCACGAAAUGAUGGCUUACAGACUCGUGGUCCGCAGAAUUUGGAACUUGCCCGUGAAAGACCUCCGCAGCCCCCAUCUAUGCGCCCCAUCGCCGGCUCUGCUCUCUCGCUCCCUGUCCGUCGCCCCCCGACGAAGUGUGUCGUUCAGCGUACAGGACCACGACGAUUUCACGGACAGGGUCAUCAACAGCAAUCUUCCUGUGUUGGUCGACUUCCAUGCACAGUGGUGUGGCCCUUGCAAGAUCUUGGGGCCCAGGUUGGAAAAGGCGGUUGCUAAGCAACAGGGUCGCGUCGCCAUGGCGAAGGUUGACAUUGACGAUCACACAGACUUGGCCAUCGAGUAUGGGGUGUCGGCUGUUCCCACGGUGAUCGCAAUGCGGGGCGGCGAUGUCAUCGACCAGUUUGUCGGGAUCAAAGACGAAGAGCAGCUCGACUCAUUUGUGGGGAAGCUCAUUGGACAGUGAAUGUGUCGCUCAACCCCUACCCCUCCACCCCCGGAAGACUGACUAUCACCACCACCCUACCCCCCCCUUUCUGAGCCUAUGGCCACUGAGCCAGUACCCCACCCCCAACCCCCAAAAAAACGCGCACACACACGGGCACAGACGCAUACGCACCCUUCAGCUCUCCGCUUCUGCCGAGUCCUCUGUUCAACGUAACCGCAAAUGUGCUUUGUACUUACCGCUGAGCUCAUGAUAUCGUGUUGAAUAUUGGGAAACGGAAAAAGGACUCUUGGGUUCCAUAAAGAUGACACGUCCUUAAAUGUGACACUCAAAUUUGGGAAAGCACUUUGUAGUCAGGUUGGACAAGAGUCCUGAAUUAUUUGCUCCCUCUCUCUCUCUCUCUCAUCGCCUGUCUUUCCUUUGAUAUUUAUAGGUGUUUGUCUGCGUAUCAUUGGGAGUUGUGUGUGUGUUUCUCUGUCUCAGAAUGUAUGACGGUUCCCACAGCCACCUUUCAAACUGGUAAAAGAGCCUUUUACUUUUACAAUAGACCGUAUAUGGACCACACUCAGAACUGCCACAUAUAGUAUAAAGUAUUAAUGCGAUGCUUUGAAUGAGGUGCGCACAUAUUGCUGUCUGCAGUUGUCGAUUUUGUCCACAAGGGGGCGGUCUUUAUCAUGGCCGCGGAGCGCGCUCGGUCUUGAGGCCUGCAGGCCGCAAAGUCAUUUUAUACCGCUUUGCCUAAAAAGUCAAGAGUGGAAUAUGUCUGUUAUUCAGUGUGUAGGCCUACGCAUCUCAGACGGUCCUCGUUGCUCUGUUUUGACUGUGAAAUUUGCAUUGUAUGGGAAAUGCAUAUAAGGUUAUGGGUUCGAGAUUUUAUUUUAAUUACAUAUAAAAUGUGAACUAAUAAAGGAUAUUAAAGGUU